AUGAUUGAUGAUCUUAAGGGUACUAUUAUACUCUACUCAGUCUCUGAUUCAGAAGAAUGUCGUAUAGCACGAACGGAAUUAACUGCGUUAAACAUACCGUUUAUCGAUAUACCGUUAGAUAUUUUUCCACAGUGUCGAACAGAAAUGGAGGAGUUGACUGGUUAUAAGACUGUUCCACAGAUUUUUUUCAAUGAAAUUUGUAUUGGAGGACUUGAGGGUUUGCAGCAAUUGGCUAAUGAUGAAAACCGACUAGACGCUUUAAUGGAAAUGGUUAGGACCACAGAACCUCCAUCAGAUGCACCUUCCUUACCGGAACCUGAGGUUUCUGCAUGUAAGAGUGAAUAUUCUGAAGAUAGUGAAAGUAUGGAUGAACAAAGUGAGAACUCUGCUGAUGAAGCGACUCCACCUAAUACCGAAUACACACUCCUACUUAAUAAUAUGAAAAAAGCAAAUGUUAUUAAAGAUAAUCUGGUUGGUACCAAGAAACUUUGCAGGAACUCAUUUAAAGGAGAAGACUUUAUUAAAUGGAUAAUGAACGAGAAAAAACUUAAACGGAGUGAAGCGAUCGAUCUAGGCCAAAAGCUCGUAUCUCAAGAAGGCAAGUUAAGGAAAUUGACAAAUUCGGAUGGAACUUUUGAUCCAGACAGAUUUUACGAAGUAUAUGAAGCAGAAAGCGCCAAGGCACUAAAUCAAGGUCCAACAGCUUUGGACCCGAUUGAUGCCGAGUCAGUGAAUCAAAUUUUGAUAGCAGUGCUAACGCCACUUUACGAAGAGAUUUUGUCAAACAAUAAUCGAAUUGUCAAUUAUGCUUGUCUACAGAGCAGCGAAAAUUUUAAACAAUAUCUGGCUUACUGCACUGAACUGCAACGAGUUAAAAUUACCGAAGAAACACCAGAAGAUGUGAAGAUUGCCUUAUUUCUUAACAUUUACAACAUAAUGCUGAUUCAUAUCCAUCACAAAUUUGGACAUCCUAGUAACAUUUGGCAACGGCGAAAGCUGAUGUGGAACACCUACUACUUGAUUGACAAAAAAUUGUAUUCAUUACAAUCUAUACUGAAUGGAAUUUUACGUGGUAACAAGAAAAGCUUUGAAAUGCUUUGGAAACCAUUUGGGAAAACCGACCAUCGCAGAAAGCUGACAGUAAAAAAUCCAGAUCCAUCGGUGCUCUUCGCUAUUACUUCUUCGUCGCGAUCAACAAAUCCCAUACGUCUUUACACAGCUACAAAUUUAAAAAAUGAACUCACAGAAGCAACCCAAAAUGCACUUGCCAGCGAGGAAUAUUUACUGAUCGACCCUAUAAAAAAAACUGUUGCAGUGUCACCAAUAUUCAAUUGGUAUGCUGCUGAUUUCGGACUGACCCAGGAUAAUCUUAUUCAAUGGAUAUUGGCCCACAUGAAGGACAGUACGAGUCGAACCAACUUAAAACGUUUAUCCGACUCAAAGUCCUAUAAUCUCGACUACUUAGACUACGACUGGACGCCAAACGUCAAGAAGUCGCCAUGA
This is a messenger RNA of Enterobius vermicularis (human pinworm), 1503 nucleotides long. The record is from the annotation of a GenBank genome assembly. NCBI's taxonomy places the organism in Eukaryota, Metazoa, Nematoda, Chromadorea, Rhabditida, Oxyuridae.